Molecule: messenger RNA, 549 nt
Organism: Rotaria sp. Silwood2
Lineage: Eukaryota; Metazoa; Rotifera; Eurotatoria; Philodinida; Philodinidae
Source: the annotation of a GenBank genome assembly
AUGAUGUAUUGGUGUGAUAUUGAUUCUAUUAUACCUACAACAGAAUAUAAAUUACCAUUACCAUCAUUAGUAGAUGAAAUUAAACUUGAUUGUUAUUUAUUUAUUACAUAUCACGAUUUAUUUACAAAACGAUUAGCUGAUUUACAACAAGACCUGAACAAGAUAAAGUUAUAUCUACGUUUUAAAGAUAAUUUUUCAACAUAUCAUUCGUUUUUAUACAGCAAACGUUUUUCUUGUGCAAGUUACUUAGUGUCUUAUACUGAUAACAAUGAAGAAAUCGAGUACGCCAAAAUUAUUGUUUUUUAUUUGUAUGAAAAUGUUUGGUAUUCAUUUAUACAACAGUAUAAACGUGCUGCUGUCAAAUUAUCUGAUUAUCUCGAUAUUCCAGAUCAGUUGAAAAAAACUGUGGAUCUAUUUUAUCCUAUUUGCAUUCUCAGUGAUGAUUUUGUUGCUCUUCCUGUUAGUAAAAUAAUUUCUAAGUGUAUAUCAGUUCAAUUUCAAAAUUAUGAGUGUAUCAGUGAACGACGCGUGAAUUAUGAACAUGAUUAA